UCGGUCAAUCCGUCGCGAACGCCACCUCCCCUCUCACUUCUCCCCUCCAACACUACGAAGCACCAUUUCACUCCUCACUUCUCUUCUCCCCCAAAUCUCUCUUCGCCCACGCGGCGGAGCCGCCGGCGACGGCGUGGAGGAGAUGAUGUUGGUAGCUGCCCAUGGAGGGGCCGCGCUGACGCGAUGAGGGCCCGGCGGCCAGCCACGGAUCCAAACCAGAUCCAUGGAGCGACGGGCGGUGGCGCGAUGGCAGAGCUGUGCAGAGGGUGGAGGCGCAACCAUGGCGUCGUAUGCGAGGUCGGCGUGUGGGGUGGGGGAUCUCGGCGAGCUCCGCCGCCAUCUGCCACCGCCGCCGUCCCCGCCAACCCGCACGGCAGGAUCCCGAUCCCCGCUCCUCUUCCGCGUCUGUCGUCAAGGAGGAGCAGCGCCGGCCGCUGGGAGGUCCAGUAGCCGGGGCCGCGGAGGAGCCGCGCUGGCCGCCGGGAGGUCCAGUAGUCGGGGCUGCGGAGGAGCCGCGCAGAGCGCCGGGAGGUCCAGACCAGAAGCCAUGGCCGCUGGUGCGUGUGUGCUAUUCCUGCCGCUGGUGCGUGUGUGCUGUUCCUGCCGCUUCCUGCCGCUGGUGAAUGCGGGUUGUUCCUGCUAUGGGAAAAGGCCCGUUGGGGCGAUGGAGAGAGGGCGUUCGCGCUGUUGGGAGCGAUGCUUGGUGUUCGGGCUGGGGCUCCUCUCGUCCCGAACUAAUUCGUUCGAUCGAUGCCCAGAUUCCUUCCGAACGAAUCGUUCGGUGUGGGGAGGUCCCAGACCGAACGUUCGGCCGUUAUCGGCGUCCUUAAUAAGAAUUAAACAAGAAGCAAACCGUCAUCCGCCUGCUUCGAGGAUUGGUCGUGUCUAGCCGCGUCUUCCCACUCGCUUGCUGCCCGCGUUCCACGGCGCGACCGCUGGUCUAGGUAGGUCUGGGUGCAGCAACAACCUCUGAUCAAGUGCUCAUCCGCAAGCUUAUUCAUCUCAUCCCCAAUUCCUAAACUCCCCUAGGUGAACACAAACACUCAGGUACUUCUCGGUUUGGUUUGCCUGGACCUCUCCCGUGCAUAUUCCUUAAUUGAUUCCUUGCUGCGUUUUGUGUCAAAAACCAGUUGAAAAUACGCAAUAUGUAGUACUACUACUCUAUCAGGCAUGUGCUGUUGGUUCUAACAAAGAAAUUACAGGAUUUUUUGUGGCACACUACUCGUAGGUUAAUUUGUAUCAUUUGGGAAUUUUCUAUGCAAGUCAAUCCGGCAAGCCAUUCUAUUACUACUA
Molecule: messenger RNA, 1293 nt
Organism: Aegilops tauschii subsp. strangulata
Lineage: Eukaryota; Viridiplantae; Streptophyta; Magnoliopsida; Poales; Poaceae
Source: RefSeq, a predicted model, not a curated record